Molecule: messenger RNA, 820 nt
Organism: Carya illinoinensis
Lineage: Eukaryota; Viridiplantae; Streptophyta; Magnoliopsida; Fagales; Juglandaceae
Product: F-box protein GID2-like
Exons: 1
Coding region: 157-669 (170 amino acids)
Biological process (GO): regulation of gibberellic acid mediated signaling pathway; gibberellic acid mediated signaling pathway
Cellular component (GO): SCF ubiquitin ligase complex
Molecular function (GO): protein binding
Source: RefSeq, a predicted model, not a curated record
GCAUUAAAUAUGGUCCUAAUACCAACCUGAAGGGCAUACCGGUCAUUCCGCUUAAACAUACUUUCUCAUAGUUUCCUUUCCCCCACACACGAACGCACUCGACGCGAAGCGCAGCUUGAAAGGGACUCUAAUAUUCCUCGUGUCUGUGAUCGGAAAAUGAAGCGAGCACUCCACUCCAGCGAGUUUCUCGAGGCCGGAGACGAUAAGAGAAAGAGAACAAAGCUCUUAGACAAACAAGACGAGAAGCACGAAGAGGAUAGGUUCGUGAACCUCAACGAAGAUUUACUGUUUGAGGUACUGAAGCACGUGGACGCGGGCACUCUGGCCACGGCGGCGUGCGUUAGCAAGAAGUGGCGGAACACGGCGAACGACGAGAGGUUAUGGGAGAUGAUCUGCACGCGCCACUGUGCUAACGUUGGGUGCGGCAGCGACCAGCUCCGCUCGGUGGUCCUCGCUCUCGGAGGCUUCCGUCGGCUCCACGCGUUCUGCCUCUGGCCGCUCCUCAAAACCUCGUCGUCGCGCACUCUCUCAGCGUCGUCGUUCCCGUCGAAGAAGGGGUGUCGGAGUUGGGGAAAAGAUGAGGUUCAGCUCUCGCUGUCGCUGCUGUCCAUUCGGUACUACGAGAAGAUGGAUUGCAGCUCCCAAGCUUGUUCGAAUAGAAAAUGUUGAUCGUAUCUCCGAACUUGUGAGUAUUCCAUGUUGUGAUUUGGUUUGUUUUGUGUGAGAAUUUUGGUUUUUUAAUUAGAUUCUGCAAUUUCUGUAACAGAUUUUGCUUUAUUUUUUUAUGGGUAUAAUAUAAUACAUAUGAUGUUUAAUGGUA